Molecule: messenger RNA, 1617 nt
Organism: Macadamia integrifolia
Lineage: Eukaryota; Viridiplantae; Streptophyta; Magnoliopsida; Proteales; Proteaceae
Exons: 3
Coding region: 178-1140 (320 amino acids)
Source: RefSeq, a predicted model, not a curated record
GAACUUUUAAGAGACUUGAGACCUGAAGAUAGCUUAGAUUGGGUUGGAAAAGAGUCGGGAAGAGACUCUGCUUCUGCUUCUGUUCUGAUCUGAUCUGAUCUGCUUCUUUCUAUCUGUGUUGUGUGUUCUGGGUUGUGGCCUUGUGGGUCUAAGGAGUGAAGAGAGGAGAGAGCAGAAAUGCACGCGAAGACGGAUUCAGAGGUGACAAGCUUGGCGGCAUCGUCCCCAACGAGGUCACCUCCUAGAGGGAGACCGGUGUACUACGUGCAGAGCCCAUCAAGAGACUCGCACGAUGGUGAGAAGACCACCACUUCCUUCCAUUCCACGCCGGUGCUUAGCCCUAUGGGUUCCCCUCCUCACUCACACUCCUCCGUGGGCCGUCACUCUCGGGAGUCCUCCACCAGUCGUUUCUCCGGUUCCCUCAAGCCAGGCUCUCGCAAGAUCUUACCCAAUGAAGCCACCCGUGGAAGCGAUCGCAAAGGUCACAAGUCUUGGAAGGAACCCGUCAUCGAAGAAGAGGGUCUUCUUAACGAUGAUGAUACGGAGAAGGGUUUACCCCGUCGAUGCUAUCUUCUUGCUUUUGUUGUUGGAUUCAUGUUUCUUUUCUCCUUUUUCUCCUUGAUUUUAUGGGGAGCCAGUCGUCCUCAGAAACCCCAAAUCAAUAUGAAGAGCAUCACAUUCGAGCACUUCGCGCUUUCAGCGGGCUCGGAUUCUUCUGGAGUGGCAACAGAGAUGGUCUCCAUGAACUCCACUGUUAAGUUCACCUACCGAAACACUGCGACGUUUUUUGGGGUCCAUGUGACAUCAACGCCUUUCGAUCUCACCUACUCCAUGCUUACCAUCGGCACUGGAACCGUGAACAAGUUCUAUCAAUCAAGGAAGAGCCAAAGAACAGUGGCAGUAGUAGUGUCUGGGAACAAGAUCCCGAUGUAUGGAGGAGGUGCUAGUCUGAGCAGUUCAGGUGGAAACCUGACUGCGCCGGUGCAUCUGAAACUAGAUUUCAUGAUCCGUUCGAGAGCUUAUGUUCUGGGCAAAUUGGUUAAACCGAAGUUCUUUAAAAACAUCGACUGCUCAAUCGUCUAUGACCCCAAGAAGAUUAAUGUUCCCCUUUCACUCAAGAACUCCUGCACAUACGAUUAAUUUGAUGUUCUGUUCAAGUGGGUCUGAGAAAUUUGAGAAUAGAAUAGUCCCAAAUCCCAAUAAUGUCUCCAAUUGCAACAGAUGGAGAUGGGUUCACAGUUGUCUUCUCUGUAGAUCAGAAGGAGAAGAAAUUCAAUUAUUAGAGACGACGAUCGAGGAAGAAGGGGAAUCGCUUUCCAUUAAUUUCUGUUCCUUCUUUUUUUUUUUUUUUUUUAAUUACAGUGGGCGAAGUGGGAGACUGGACUGGAGACAGCUAAUACGGGCAGCUUUGGGGCAGUGGGGGCAGGUGUUGAGUACUUGAGUGACUUGUGGUUUUGGUUGCCCCGAUUUGCCCGGAAGAGUAAAGAGAGCUUCAGAUUCCGUUUGGCGUGAUUUUUUUUUUUUUUUAAUUAUUACUUAAAGUGUUAAUUACUGUAAUAAAUAAAUAAAAUAAAUAGAUGAAAAGGUUUCUAGCCCUUGGGUUGGGUUUUGUUUUCA